AUGGUACAAAAAUUAAACAAAGAACAAGAAGAAUUUUUCUAUCAUGCUUUACAUCUUAUCAAAAUUUCUGAUAAUCCAUUCUACUGUUUUCUUAGUGGAGGUGCUGGAGUUGGCAAGUCACAUCUGACUAAGUGUCUUUAUCAAGCAGCAUUAAAGUAUUACAAUACCAGAGAAGGCGAUGACUUUCAUCAAGUGAAAAUAUUAAUGCUUGCACCAACUGGUAAAGCUGCUUUCAAUAUUAAAGGUAACACAAUACAUAGUGCACUUGCAAUACCUGCAUGUCAAAGUUUAAAGAAUUACAAACAUCUUGAUUCAAGCAGGUUGAACACUUUACGGUGUCAACUUGGUGGUUUAAAACUAAUAUUUUUAGAUGAGAUCUCAAUGGUUGGUAGUGCAAUGUUUAAUGUUCAAAUAAAUAAUAGAUUGAAAGAUAUUAAAGGAAGUAACGAAGAUUUUGGUGGUGUUAGCAUGGUUGUUAUUGGUGAUUUAUUUCAACUAGAACCUGUAAUGGACAGGUAUAUAUUUAAGAAUAUAGAUGAUUCACAAUAUGCUGUUCUUGCUCCUAAUAAAUGGCAAGAUCACUUCAAUAUGUUUGAAUUGCAAGAAAUAAUGAGACAAAGGGAUAGCAAAAUGUUUGCUGAGAUAUUAAACAGACUUAGGGAAGGAAAACAGACUGAGAAUGACAUCUUGAAACUAAAAGAAAGACUAAUAAGAGAAAAUAGCAUCCAAGAUCCCAUGGAUAUUCCUCACUUGUUCAUACAAAAUAAAAAGGUGAACAAAUUCAAUGAAAGAGUGCAUAAUGCAGCGACUGUUGAAAAGUUUUCAAUCAAAGCAAUAGAUAGUGUUAUAGGGGCUAACUCUGCUCAACUUCGAGAUAAAAUUUUGAGUCAAAUACCAGAUGAUCCUAGGAAAACUAAGCAAAUUGCUUCUAAUCUUCAAUCGUCAGUUGGAGAAAGAACUGAAAUAGCAUUAAAUAUACGCACUGAUGAUGGAAUGACUAACGGUGCUGGCAAUGUUGUUAAAAAGAUACAGUUGAAUGAAAAAGAUAAACCUUCCGGUAUAAUAUGGGUCCAAUUUUGA
Messenger RNA from Dendronephthya gigantea, 1080 nucleotides. RefSeq names its product ATP-dependent DNA helicase PIF1-like. Gene Ontology annotation, molecular function: DNA helicase activity. Bases 1 to 1080 code for a protein of 359 amino acids. The record is from RefSeq and is a predicted model, not a curated record. NCBI's taxonomy places the organism in Eukaryota, Metazoa, Cnidaria, Anthozoa, Malacalcyonacea, Nephtheidae. The transcript has a single exon. Gene Ontology annotation, biological process: DNA repair; telomere maintenance.